Messenger RNA from Rattus rattus (black rat), 4529 nucleotides. RefSeq lists its product as uncharacterized. NCBI's taxonomy places the organism in Eukaryota, Metazoa, Chordata, Mammalia, Rodentia, Muridae. Bases 547 to 1452 code for a protein of 301 amino acids. The record is from RefSeq and is a predicted model, not a curated record. The transcript has 2 exons.
UGUGUGCUUAGUUCAAGCAAGAAUGUUAGCAGCCAGCAGAGUAUAGGAGACAUUUCUAUCUGGCUAGGUAUUGUUUGGGGAUGGAGGAGGGUGGCGGGAGAGGGCCCAGAUAGGGAGGGAAUUAGCCAGUAGAGAAGAUCCUAGUGGGUUGGGACAGUCUGGUGGUAUUUCUCUUUUGAGCCCAUAAAGAAAUAUAUUUUGUCCUCACCCCCCACCCCAACCACCCUUUCUCUGGAUUCUUCUUGCUUAGUUACAUAUGCCUUUUUCCUACCCUCCUGCUAACAUGUGCCCAAUGACAUACUUCUAACCUGCUAAUAUUUCUUGGAAGGUCUCCAGAGAGAGCCCAAUCCUUGUCCUGUAAUUACUGUAGAGCGCUUUAAAGAAGCCGUGGGCACCAAAGGCCUCCCCCUCUAUCCAGAUCCCUGCAGAGCUCCUGGCACAAAGACUUUGAACGCCUUAGAGUCUGAUUCUCUGGCCCGAGAGGGUCCUUCCAGCAACAGCUCCUUCCACAGCAGCGAGGAGGAAGGGACUGACCUGGAGGCGGACAUGUUGGACUGCAGUGGGUCUCGGCCUCUUCUGGAGUCUGAAGAGGAGGAUGAGAGCUGCAGGCCUCUCCAGGAGAAGCUGGGAGAAGCCACCCUGUUCUCUCAAUCUGCAGUGUCUGUUGAGCCAGAAGAAAGGGGGCAAAGCGGGAAAAAGAGCCAGUUCUUGCCAGGCAACCAGCAGGCCUCAGACGAUCCCGGGGAGCCUGACGUCUUUGCCAUAGCGCCUUUCAGGAGCUCGCUGGCUCCAGCAGCCGAUGUGGACAUUUUCUCCAAAGCCCCUUUUGUUUCCAAGGGCAGUGUAGCUCCUUCCCAGGCAGAGGAAGUGGAUGUGUUCUCCAGAGCUCCUUUUACCAAGAAGAGGAGUGUGGAAGAGUUCCUGGCUGUGCAGGGUUCCUCACAGGAUUUGCUGAUGCAGGCCAACCUCAGUCAGCCCAGUGAAGGGCUCCUGCUUGCAGGCCGCGAUAGAGCCAUGUACACGCCUGCACAGGCACAGCAUCCGGUGACUGGCUUUGCCCUGCAGGCUGGUCUCCCCUCCCACUCUGUCCAGGUAGCAGACCAUUUUGACAGCAGCUCUCCCAGGGGAUCUCCCAUGAACUCUGGGGGCCAUCCUAAUGACAGAAACAGAGGACUGCAGCCCCAGAAAGAAGCCUUCUCAGGGCCAGCGGCUGGCAAGCCAUUCCGCCCCCAGGCUUUAUCCAAAUAUUCUCGACACUAUAGCCCAGAAGAUGAGCCAAGCCCAGAAGCCCAGCCCAUUGCUGCCUACAAGAUUGUUUCACAAAGCAAUAAGCAGUUGCUAGCUGGCUCUGUGUCUGUCACAUCCCUGUCCUCCAGGACUACAGAGCUGGCCACUGCUGAUCCUUUUGCUUUAGCUCCCUUUCCUUCAAAAGCUAGCAAACAGAAACCCUAGGAGCAGAGACUAGCCUGAGGCUUGCCUCCACCCACCCCACCAGCACCGAUCACAUCACUCCUGGCUGGCCUUUCAGGGAGCAUAUCCCAUCCACUGUGACCUUGCAGUCCCCUGCCUCAGAGCAGAGUCACUUCAAGGCAACCAGCCAAAUUGCCGUAAGACCUGGCCGAAGCUCCUUAAGUUACACUCACAGCUUUUGUUUAUAUCCAUUCCCAGACUUGUAGGCAUUUGUGUCACCUUCUUAGAGGCCUUCCACUGCACUCAGAACUCUGAUGGUUUUUCUGCCAGAAACCUGUUUAAUCCAGGAAUAUUUUCCCCCCAGUUAACAGGGGCUACAUUAUACCAUGACUUUGAAUUCCUACAGCUCCUGUCGGAGUCACUUGCAUUGAAGAAUUAAGAUUGAUCCCUUCAGGACUCAACAAUACUCUUGGAACAGAGAGCUUUCUAGAAAGAAGAGCAAUACAAACCUCCUGCACAUCUGGAGACGUGAAUCUUCUGGCGACUCAUCAGUCAUUCCUAUGGACCAGCAGUUCUCAGAGCACUCUGGGAUCUGCCACUGAGUCUGUAGGAGCCAAGCUGGCCCUGUGCACAGGUGUCUGGGCGCAUACUGUGGGUCAGAUUCUCUGUCGCGUAAAGGAGCACACAGGUGGGAAGCACACCGCCUCCCACACACACAGUCCACUUUUUAGACUAGUGCGGACCCUUGUGUGCUCCUGCAUAUAGGAAACCUUUGUCCUUUGAGUGAAGCCACCAUGCCUACCUCCAUUAUCAAAUCACUCGUUUUCUUGCAUUUACCUGUUGACCUGACUUGAUCCUUGGCUUUUUUUAGAUUUUUUUUUUUCUUCUCAUGGUAGAAAUGAAGCUGUCGGACAGUUUGGGGCAAUCCUGCUGGAACUGAGGUGUCAGAGUAAAUUUUUAAAUUCCGUUUACCUGGUUUUGAAAAAUCAAUUUCCUGAAACUGGGCAUGGUAGGUACCUCAUAACUGUAAUUCUAGCACUUGGGAAGUUGAGGCAGGAAGAUUGCCACAAGUUAGAGACUAGCCUGGGCUUCGUACUGAAUUCCAGGUCACCAAAUCUCAAUACCCUCAUCUCCCAGCCAAAAACGGCAUCGGUCCUUGUGUUUCUUGGCAGCAGGGGAAGAGAAUCUUCAGAGGUCCAGCCCCUGGGAAUUCUGCCUAGGUACCAUUGUUAGGAAAGUCAUUAAUCAGGAGCCCAAACCUAAGUUUGCCUGUUUUUUCCUCCAGCCCUUCCCAUCCAUUUCUACUGCCUCUUCGUGGGUACAGGCCCGCCCUGGAAGUAAAGUGAGAAUGGAAAGAGCUGGUCCGUCGUCCUUGCAAAUCUCUUAAGUGGUCUGUUCCUUUCGGGCGUUAAAGUAGAGCAGACAGGUGCCUGGCUGGCUGUGCAUUCAGAAGUGUGUUUUUGUGUCUGGACAGCUCUGACUCAUGCCUGGUGUUUUUCAUGCCCUUCAUUCUUAUUGCCUUAAAAUAAGCCCUGACUCCAUGGGGGCGUCCACUGAGGAAAGAGUCGGCACCAGACUCAGGUGCACUCUCACUGCUGCUCUCAGACACUUCCUCCACCUGCCUGGGGAAGUGUGGAGAGCUGUGUACCAAUCUAAAAUUAGUGGUGUAAAAAUUGCUAGAAGCUAGGCAUGGUAGCAUACUACUGCAAUCAGGUGGUACAGGAAGAAGGAAUCCAAGGGCAGGCUAGACUACACGACACACUGUCCCAGAAAAGAAAAGAAGAAUUACUGAAAGUCCAUCCAGGACUAAAGCCUGAGUGCCAGGCUGUGCUUGCAGUCAAUUAGUUGUGAUAGCCUUUAAAUUUGAAAGUCAGGGUUUGGGUGCAGAAUUCAGCAGAAGAAGAUAGGCUUAGCACACACAGUAUCGUCAGCACACAAAAGCAAUACAGUGGAUUCUAGAAGUCCUGAUGGUAACAUAGGAAUGGCUACUCUUUGUGAUGCCAGGCACCUUUAACCCCAGAAUUUGUGAGGCAAAGGGCAGGUGGAUCUCAAGUUUGAGGCCAGCCUGUCCACAUUAGUUCCAGGCCAGCCAGUGAGUGAAACCCUGACUUUAGGGAGGGAAAGGGGCUAUUUUUCACUACUUUUUCUUCUUAGCAUUCUCCACCUGUUAAAUAACAGGCAGUGUGUUGGGUCCCGUAGCAGUGCUGUCUGGGGACUCUACCCCACCAGAAAGCUGCCUUUCACGUUGGUAAAGGCUAGAUAUUUUCUCUAGGAAUUUGCUUUCUCGCAGAUAUUAUUGUUUAAUUUCCUGUAUAAUCGUGGAUAUAAAAUUGUCUUUCUAUUAAAUAAGUGGUUUGACUAAUGCACAUGGAACUUUGCAGCCAAACCUCUCACACUUAUUGUCAGAUGAAGUCCUCCAAGGUACAUGCAGAAAGGAUGGGGAUGUUCAGAGAGCCCUUACUUGAUAUCACAGCUCCUCCCAGGUUGCAGCACAUACCUGUAGUCCAGCUGCUUAGGAGGCUGGGCAGAGGACAGCUUGAGCCCAGGAUCUCAUGGCCAGCCUAGGCAACACAGAAGGACCCGUCUCUUGAUGAGAAACUUCAAAUGCAAGGUCAACAUCGCCUCGGUAACAGCGCUGCAAACUGUUCUUCCUUUGAUUACUGGAUUGCUCCAUCUAAUCAGUCAUUUUAACUCACGAGGUCCAAAUUAGAAUAAAAUCAUGGAUUCUUUAUCUUAUAUAGUUUAAUCAUUCGUGAAGUGUGGGCGUAGGGCCUCUUUUUAUUCUUGCUGGCGAUCUACUGAGUGGAGAGUCUGUCUACCAUCUUUGAAUAGAGAAUGAAGAAGACCACAUGCAGACUCUUCUUUUCUUACAUAGUGAUUCGUCAAGGAAAUCUGACACAUGAUAACCCAACAGAUGAGUUCUGAAGGAGGUACUGGGAAGAAUCUGUAAUUUACAGAUCUUGUGGGAGGCCAUCCUGAGUGGAAAUCCAGAGAUGAUGUUUUACAGGGAAUUAUAAAUACCUAAAGACUGUGAAUCAGUAGCAAGUUCCCAGUGGCCAUACUGUAAUAAUAAGGAAGAGGAAACAUCGUCAACAAAGUACGGCACUUUCCGUGUUUCA